GCAUGUGAUGCCUCUCAUAUCCAGCCUGCUCCGGCAGGCUCCCCGGCACCCCCUCUCCCUCCGACUACAUGUACCUCCGCCGCACCUCAGCGCCGUCCUCGGAAGACAUAUCCGACCCGCCAGCUCCGCAGCUCUCGCAAUCCGCAACCAAAAAUCCAGCCCUCUCUAUCCCGCCACAAUCAACAUCUACCGCAGCGGCACACCCGCCACGCUCAGUGUCGGUCUCACUCGCAUGUUCACGCUCGUCAUCUUCCUCGUCGGCACGACCAUCUACGCUCCCGGGUUUUACUUUUCGCCCGAACACAGCAACUGGUGGAUCCCAACCUGCAUCGCCGUUUCCGCGACGCCUGCAAUUGCAGUCUCACUACUGACGGGACCGAUGAUUCAUGGGAUUCGCGUGACGUUGCCGGAUCACGUGCGGCGAGGAGGGAAAGAUGGGUUGAGGAGGUGGAGUGCGGAGAGGAGGGGGAAAGAGAAUUUACCGAUUGAAUUGCAGUUUAUGAGAUGGGCGCCGUGGCCAAAGACGAGGAAUUUGGAAUUUGGGGAGCUGAGGAGAUUACGGCCGAGUUUGAAGGCCGGGAUUGCGAAUUUGCAACAUGUCCCUCGGGAGGAAGUGGGAAAUGAUCCGAUGGCGGCGAAGAGGGAGGAUCAUCGGUUGUUGGCGGGAUUUAUGAAGAGGUGGACGUCGAGGUUUUAUGUGAAAAGGGAUCAGGCGAUUGACCGCGCUGCGGUACCCGGAGUAUGGGAGAAUCUGUGGUAUCAGAUUCCGUUUGAGGAGGAGGGUGAGGGUUAUGGUGGGAGGAAGGAAAAGAGUAGUGAUGAAGGUGCUGCAGCGGGAAAAGGUCGCGCAGCACCGCUGAGGCCUCUUGUGCCACCUAUGAAAUCCAUUGCGAGGCCUUGACAGGAGUGUCUCUUGAGGGGAGAUUGACAGGAGUGUCUCUUGAGGGGAGACUGACAGGAAUCGAGCGUGACUUUCUUGUAGCCUGCCUCAUACGAGACAAUUAAUGUAACCUGUAGAAAACCGGAACCAACCAAUCGAAGCAACUUUGAGACGAG
Molecule: messenger RNA, 1056 nt
Organism: Sphaerulina musiva SO2202
Lineage: Eukaryota; Fungi; Ascomycota; Dothideomycetes; Mycosphaerellales; Mycosphaerellaceae
Exons: 1
Coding region: 8-901 (297 amino acids)
Source: RefSeq, a predicted model, not a curated record